AUGGAGGUCUCCACAGGAGUUAAAGUUCUUUGUAAUUUUCAUUUGCUGGAGAAACUUGAAGAAGGGCAAAAAGGAGUAGGCAAUGGUACAGUGAACUGGGGCCUUGAAGAUGAUGACGAUAUGAUGCUUACAAGGUGGACAGGCAUGGUUAUUGGGCCACCAAGGACGGAUGGUCGACAGAUGGAGUAUACUAGUAUUUGUAAAAUGGCAAACUCAUACAGCAUUAAAGUCACCCUUCAAGAGCUACAAUAUCUAAAGACGUCCAAAGAAAAUAUGAAGCUUCCACAGCCACCAGAAGGACAAACAUACAACAAUUAA
Tupaia belangeri chinensis (Chinese tree shrew) is the source of this 318-nucleotide messenger RNA. RefSeq names its product ubiquitin-conjugating enzyme E2 variant 2-like. The coding region runs from base 1 to 318 and encodes 105 amino acids. The record is from RefSeq and is a predicted model, not a curated record. NCBI's taxonomy places the organism in Eukaryota, Metazoa, Chordata, Mammalia, Scandentia, Tupaiidae. The transcript is spliced from 2 exons.